This is a messenger RNA of Ricinus communis (castor bean), 3016 nucleotides long. RefSeq names its product EIN3-binding F-box protein 1. Gene Ontology annotation, cellular component: SCF ubiquitin ligase complex. The transcript is spliced from 2 exons. The record is from RefSeq and is a predicted model, not a curated record. Lineage: Eukaryota; Viridiplantae; Streptophyta; Magnoliopsida; Malpighiales; Euphorbiaceae. Gene Ontology annotation, biological process: SCF-dependent proteasomal ubiquitin-dependent protein catabolic process. Gene Ontology annotation, molecular function: protein binding. The coding region runs from base 289 to 2244 and encodes 651 amino acids.
AAAGUCUUAAACUUGCUCAGCUCGUACCCUUCAUUCAUUUCAUUUCUCUAUCUUUUUUUUCCCUCUUUCUCUUCUUUCUCUCUCUUAUCUUUUUUUUUGCCCUAUCUAAUAGGGUUUCCAUGCUCUUGAAGCUCUAAUCUCUCUCAUGCAUUCAAGUUUUGAAGCUUUAAACUUUGGUUUGUUGACGUUUAUUGUCCUUGGAUUUCUCUUUUUUGCUCUCUUUGGAGGGUUUUUUGGUGUUAGACGUUGCUGCGGAUUUGACCUCCCGGGGUUUUUUGACUUGUGCUCAUGUCUAAGCUCUGUGGAUUUGCUGGAGAUGACGAUUUUUGCCCUGGGGGGUCAAUAUACACAAACCCCAAGGAGCUCGGCCUCUUUUUGUCCCUUGGUCAUCAUGUGGAUGUGUAUUUUCCUUCCCGCAAGAGGUCUCGCAUCAAUGCUCCAUUUGUUUUCAGUGGAGAGAGGUUUGAGAAGAAAAAGCAGGCAUCUAUUGAAGUUCUGCCAGAUGAGUGUCUCUUUGAAAUCUUCAGACGUUUGCCAGGAGAGGAAAGGAGUGCCUGCGCUGGUGUUUCAAAGCGCUGGCUUGGUCUUCUGAGCAAUUUGUCCAGGGAUGAGCUUUGCAGCAAGAAAACUACCCAAUUGUUGGAUGAAUCAGCUAAAAAGAAUGUUGAGGUGAAAUCUGAGGCUGAAGAUCAAGAGAUUGAGGGUGAUGGUUACCUCUCCAGGAGCUUGGAGGGAAAGAAGGCCACUGAUAUUAGACUUGCAGCAAUUGCUGUUGGGACAGCUACUAGAGGGGGUUUAGGGAAGCUCUCUAUUCGUGGAAGCAAUUCUAGCUGUGGAGUGACAGCUGUAGGCCUGAGGGCGAUUGCCCGUGGCUGUCCUUCCCUUAGGGCUCUUUCCUUGUGGAAUUUACCUUUUGUCAGCGAUGAAGGUCUGUUUGAGAUUGCUAAUGGCUGUCACAUGCUGGAGAAGCUUGAUCUUUGUGGAUGUCCUGCAAUUUCUGACAAGGGUUUGCUUGCAAUCGCAAAGAACUGCCCUAAUUUGACUGAUCUGACUAUAGAAUCAUGUGCAAAAAUUGGGAAUGAAGGCUUACAAGCUGUUGGCCAAUAUUGUACAAAUCUAAAAUCCAUCUCCAUCAAGGACUGCUCAGCUGUUGGGGAUCAAGGAAUUUCUGGCCUUGUGUCUUCAACCACAUAUUAUCUGACAAAGGUGAAGCUCCAGGCUCUGAACAUUACUGAUGUUUCUCUAGCUGUUAUUGGACAUUACGGCAAGGCAGUUAGUGAUAUUGUCCUCACCAAUCUCCCAAAUGUGAGUGAGAGGGGGUUUUGGGUCAUGGGUAAGGGUCAUGGCUUACAGAAGUUGAAAUCCUUCACAGUUACGUCAUGCCGUGGAGUGACAGAUGCUGGGCUUGAAGCCGUAGGAAAGGGUUGCCCGAAUCUAAGGCAGUUCUGCCUUCGCAAAUGCACCUUCUUAUCUGACAAUGGGCUGGUCUCAUUUGUAAAAGCUGCAGGAUCACUGGAGAGCCUGCAAUUAGAGGAGUGCCACAGGAUCACCCAACUUGGGUUUUUUGGUUCCAUUUUGAACUGUGGUGCAAAAUUGAAGGCUCUUGCCCUGGUAAACUGCUUGGGAAUUAGAGACCUAAAUCUAGGAUCACCUCAGCUAUCUCCUUGUGAAUCACUGCGAUCAUUGAUCAUACGUAACUGCCCAGGUUUUGGUGAUGCGAGUCUCUCUCUUUUGGGGAAGUUGUGCCCUCAAUUACAGCAUGUGGAAUUGAGUGGGCUUCAGGGAGUAACUGAUGCUGGGCUUAUCCCAUUACUUGAUAGCUGCGGGGCUGGUAUGGUGAAGGUCAAUCUUAGUGGUUGUCUGAAUUUGUCUGACAAAGCUGUGUCAGCAUUAACUGAGCAGCAUGGUUGGACUCUUGAAGUGCUGAAUCUUGAAGGAUGUGAGAAAAUUACUGAUGCUAGUUUGGCUGCAAUUGCAGAGAACUGCUUCUUGCUUAGUGAGCUUGAUGUCUCAAAAAGCGCGAUUUCCGAUUCUGGGCUUAUGGUCCUGGCUCGUUCAAAGCAGCUUAAUCUACAGAUCUUUUCAGCAUCUGGUUGCUCAAUGAUAUCAGACAGGAGUUUACCUGCCCUUGUAAAACUGGGCCAGACCCUCCUGGGAUUGAAUCUUCAGCACUGCAAUGCCAUCAGCACCAGCGCUAUCGAUCUACUUGUGGAGCGUUUAUGGAGGUGUGAUAUCCUUUCCUAAGCAUGGAAGGAUGAUGAUUAAUUUCGUUCCAAAAUUAGGAUCAUGGACACAAAAGAUGGGGUUUAAAGUAAAUCAGCCUGGAUCUAGUCAGCUUUGUGAGUAGCAGCAACUUGUGUAGUUUUUGGGUCCAUCAGCCAUGGGUCUUUUAACUUCUUUUAGUCCUCAGUUCCCUUUUUCCUGGGAUUAUGGCCAUUGAUCCCCUUUUUUGGCAGGUUUCCUUCAAUUGGAAACCUGUUAUAAGUAUUUUAGCCCUGACAAUGUCAUGGUUUAACUUUCAUCGUGGCCAUAACUCCCUGAGAAUACAGUCAACUGGGUUCUGCUUUUUAGUCUUUCAUCAUUGUUUCCUGUUUCAGGGUUUUGAUGCCUGGUGUUUUAGCUUUAGCCUUGCAUGUGUGUUAUUACCCAUGCUUCGGCUGAAGUUUCAAGUGUCCUGCCAGUGUCCGAGUCUGUUUAUUGCGAGUCUUCCAUGUUUUUGUAAUCAUGUUUCGAACGUGAUGGUUGGGUCUGUUUACCUCAAAGGGUGGGGAUUCAUAAAGAGUCAGUUGUUAUGGUUGCUGUAGGCAGUUUGAGAUAUGGGGCCUUGUGGUCGUGGGCUUUGGCCAUGGCAGCAGAUUAUAGAGUCUGCCAUGACAACCUUUCUCCAUCAAAUGGAGGGGUUGUUUUUUCCUCGUUUUUAUCCAAGCCCUUGUUUUACAGGCUUCAUUUCCUCGUGAACUGUAUUUUGCAACCAAAUUAUCAUGUAAUGAAAAGUAUAUCCGCCCUUUGUGUUGUA